Messenger RNA from Solea senegalensis (Senegalese sole), 1215 nucleotides. RefSeq names its product high mobility group box 1b (gene hmgb1b). Gene Ontology annotation, biological process: regulation of transcription by RNA polymerase II. NCBI's taxonomy places the organism in Eukaryota, Metazoa, Chordata, Actinopteri, Pleuronectiformes, Soleidae. The coding region runs from base 16 to 762 and encodes 248 amino acids. The record is from RefSeq and is a predicted model, not a curated record. The transcript has 5 exons. Gene Ontology annotation, molecular function: DNA binding, bending.
AGUUGGCGGCAGCCAAUGUCCAACAGCCGGAGGAGACAGAGGGAUAAACAGAGAGGAGGAUCACUCACUACUCACCCCGCACUGACGCUGCUCUUCCUCCCAUUGUUUGACACGUACAGUCGCACAGCCGUGGCCUCAUAUAGCGCUGUAGAGAAAAUCAAGAUGGUGAAGGAUCCAAAGAAGCCGAGGGGCAAAAUGUCCUCGUACGCCUACUUUGUGCAGACAUGUCGCGAAGAGCACAAGAAGAAACAUCCGGAAGCCUCUGUCAACUUCUCAGAGUUCUCCAAGAGAUGCUCUGAGCGGUGGAAGACUAUGUCACAAAAGGAGAAAUGCAAGUUUGAAGACAUGGCCAAACUGGAUAAGGUGCGUUAUGAGAGGGAAAUGAAGACCUAUAUUCCCCCCAAGGGCCAGAAGAAGAAGCGCUUCAAGGACCCCAACGCCCCCAAGAGACCACCGUCGGCCUUCUUCCUCUUCUGCGCAGACUUUCGCCCCAAGGUCAAAAGCGAGCAUCCUGGACUCUCCAUCGGGGACACGGCAAAGAAGUUGGGAGAGAUGUGGAACGGCACAGCCGCAGAGGACAAGCAGCCGUAUGAGCGGAAAGCUGCCAAGCUGAAGGAGAAAUACGACAAGGAUAUUGUUGCAUACCGCACAAAGGGCAAAGUGGAUUCAGCGUCAGCUAAAGCAGAGGAGGACGAUGAGGAGGAGGAAGACGAGGAGGGAGAGGAGGACGACGACGAUGACGACGAUGACGAUGACGAGUAGACUGCAAUGAUGAUGGAGCCUCCCAAGUUUUGAUUUUUGCCAUAUAAUCCUAAUAUACUCGAUUCACCGUUAUGAAACAGAAGUUGAUUGAACAAGAACAUGUGUAUAUUUAAUGUUUUUAUGAUGUACAGUGUUACGCCUCCCCUUUUAUUUUGUAAAGUUAACACUACAUAUCUUAAGUUUGCAAUUUUUUUCUAGUGGUAGUUCUUUAUCCCAGCCAUAUUCCGUAACUAUUUAGGAGGACUAUGAAUCUGUAAGAAAGUAAGUAGUCUAUAAGUGUUACAACUCAAAAAUGAGAUUUCUGAGUUGUUUAGUGUAUUUUUCUUUGUUUUGAGAAAUAUUUUUUUAUGUGCCGUCCCAAUGUCUUUUUAUUGUUCUUUGAAUACCACUCUAAUAUCAAAUGCAGCUGUCGACAUUAAAGAAUGUCUUCAAUAAAGGUCGGUUUUUUUUAAA